GUCUUAAAAGAGAACAACUUAUUUCAUACCAAAAUCAAUUAUGAGCAAAUUUAUACAAUACAUUAUGUUUAUCUGAGAGUGUUGAAUAUUUAGCAAUUAAGAGAUUGUUUUUGUAUAAUAUGAUGAAUGAUUCAUAACAUCACUAUAGUUAUAAGAAAAACACAAUUUUUAAGAGUCUUUUUGUUUAAAACAAGUAUUUACUAGUUACUCUUUAAUUUUUUUUUAUCAAAACUCUAUACAUUAAUAUCAUUUAUCAAGUAGACGUUAUUUUCUUGAAAGGUCAUUAGUAAAUAAAUUUAUUUUUAGGAGGGCCCUGAAGCCAAUGCUUCUUUGGCCUUACCCUUAGGUCAACUGUGUGCAUAUUUUGAAACCAAAUUACCUUAUGUUUGGGAACAGAAGGAGCUAACAACUGUAAUUAAGUUUAUAAGAUAAACUCAUUUGAUGAAGCGUGUACAUCAGUGGCAAAGUAUAAUUUAUUUUAUUUAUUUUUAAUUGAAAUGCUUGAGUUUCCUUAAUGAAAUAAAUAUAUAAUUUAGUUAUUUAUCUAGACACAACAUAAGUUUUCAUCUUCAAACCUACUAUCCACAAUUUAAUAAAAACAAAUCCUCAAUGGAAAUGAAUAGUUUAUAAAUGUGAUUGAGCUAAAAUUACAUAGUGCUUUUUUGCAGACCUUCCACAUUUGAAAUAAUUUUAAAUAUCUUAAAAGUGGAUUGUAAGCUGUGUAAAAAAAAAAAAAGAUUAAUAACUGUGAAGAGUGAAACUGUUGCAUGAAAAAUGGAAAGCUUACAGAGUCAAAAGCUAACAGAAAUAGCCUCUGUAUAAAAAGACUGCGAAAAUAAGGGACAUGAAAGGAUCUCACUCACAUGAUUCACGUUUUCUGUUCUUCAUUUUCACCCUUCAUACAUACUUUCUAACCACAAACCCUGCCACUUUGUCGCCCAUCUUAGACAACAACAUUCUAUUAUCCCACUUCUGUUUACGAUUGACAGAAACAUAGUCACACAAAAACACAAAAAAAUAAAACUCUCUUUGUCAGGUCUCAAUGGCUCCCUCAGACCAAUCUCGCCACUCUCUUGUUCCUGGAUUCUUAUACUCAUCAAAAAUACAGUCCCAUUUGAGUAAUAACACCAAUCAUGGGUUGCCAUUGCUACCAUCAUCAUCCUCCAUUGCAUCGCAUUCAUCAUCCUCAUCGUUACCAGCGCAGGGUGGGGCCAAGUGUCCCGUGAUCCUUUCACCAAAAGAGAAAAUCCGCAUGUUUUCUCCUGCCUACUAUGCAGCAUGCAGUGCCGGUGGGGUCUUCAGUUGUGGACUCACCCACAUGGCUGUCACUCCUCUCGAUCUUGUCAAGUGCAACAUGCAGAUUGAUCCUGUAAAGUACAAGAACAUCACAUCGGGAUUUGGAGUGUUACUGAAGGAACAGGGUGCUAAAGGUUUCUUCAGGGGAUGGGUGCCUACUCUGCUGGGGUACAGUGCUCAAGGAGCAUGCAAGUUUGGGUUUUAUGAAUUCUUCAAGAAGUAUUACUCAGACCUUGCAGGACCCGAGAAUGCAGUGAAGUACAAAACGAUCAUAUAUCUAGCCGGUUCUGCUUCAGCUGAAGUUAUUGCUGAUAUUGCCCUUUGCCCUAUGGAGGCUGUCAAAGUUCGUGUACAAACUCAGCCUGGCUUUGCUCGAGGUUUAUCAGAUGGGUUGCCCAAGUUUAUCAAGGCCGACGGUGUUUCUGGGUUGUAUAAAGGUAUAGUUCCUCUUUGGGGGCGUCAAAUUCCAUACACGAUGAUGAAAUUUGCUUCCUUUGAGACCGUUGUGGAGAUGAUCUACAAAAACGUCAUCCCAGUCCCGAAGGAGAAGUGCAGCAAAAAUAAGCAGCUUGGAGUGAGUUUUGCAGCUGGAUACAUAGCAGGUGUGCUCUGUGCAGUUGUCUCACAUCCUGCCGACAACCUCGUUUCUUUUCUCAACAAUGCCAAGGGAGCCACUAUUGGUGAUGCUGUGAAGAAAAUUGGGGUAGUAGGUCUUUUCACUCGUGGCCUUCCUCUUCGUAUAGUUAUGAUUGGAACACUAACCGGAGCACAGUGGGGACUCUAUGAUUCAUUUAAAGUAUUUGUAGGACUGCCUACUACUGGAGGAAGUGCUCCUGCACCUGUUAAGUAGAAAUCAGAGAUACUAAGGAUAUGCGAAAGGGGAUUUUUUUUGUCAAAAAUAAUCUAUGUUUAGAUUUUGUCCUUCAUUUCAUUUUCUUCAAAUUGUAUUGGAUUCUUAGUUCUAUUGUCAAAAGGAGAGACAAUCUUGUUUCCACGGGCAUGACAAUUAGUGUUUUAUGAAAUGUAGAACUAUUUUUCCUAAUUUAAACUUCCUAUCAUACUUGUCCAAUAUAAAAGCUCUACUCAAAUAUCUCAAGGAAUGAAGGAAAGCUUUUAUGGGUUUCCGUUUUAUGAAAAGAAGAAAAAAGGAAAGUUGUCUUGAUGUAGAGGCUAUGACUGUCUCAGUUGAGUUCAUCAUAGAAUAUUCUACGGGGCAAUGCUAUUUACAAAGCCGAGCCCUUCCUUCUUACUCCACAGCAUCUAAACUUCUUAUAAUAUGAAAGCUAGCUUCCAUAAAAGGAUUUGCAAAAACAAUUACAAAAAAGAUAAAUGGAAAGUGGCAAAAGAAAAAGGCGAUGUGUCUUGAAA
This is a messenger RNA of Vigna angularis (adzuki bean), 2664 nucleotides long. Its product is annotated as mitochondrial phosphate carrier protein 3, mitochondrial. The record is from RefSeq and is a predicted model, not a curated record. The transcript is spliced from 6 exons. NCBI's taxonomy places the organism in Eukaryota, Viridiplantae, Streptophyta, Magnoliopsida, Fabales, Fabaceae. Bases 1043 to 2146 code for a protein of 367 amino acids. Gene Ontology annotation, biological process: mitochondrial phosphate ion transmembrane transport. Gene Ontology annotation, cellular component: mitochondrial inner membrane. Gene Ontology annotation, molecular function: phosphate transmembrane transporter activity.